AUGAGUAACAGCGAGCUUCUUACCGUCGAGCCUCUCGAUCUUCAGUUCCCUUUUGAAUUGAGGAAGCAGAUCUCAUGCUCUCUUUACUUGACCAACAAGACCGACAAUCAUGUCGCCUUUAAGGUUAAGACAACGAAUCCUAAGAAGUAUUGCGUUAGGCCUAACACUGGAGUUGUUCCUCCACGGUCCACUUGUGAAGUUCUUGUGACAAUGCAAGCUCAAAAGGAAGCUCCUUCUGAUAUGCAGUGUAAGGACAAGUUUCUGCUUCAAGGUGUAACUGCUAGUCCUGGUAUCACAGCCAAGGAUGUUACUCCUGAGAUGUUUAGUAAAGAGGCUGGGUAUCUAGUUGAGGAGACUAAGCUGAGAGUUACUUAUGUUACUCCACCACAACCACCAUCACCUGUUCAUGAAGGUUCGGAAGAGGGGUCUUCACCUAGGGCUUCUGUUUCUGAAAACGGACAGGCUUCUGAAUUUUCUUUUCAGAGAUUUAGCGCAGACAAGGUUGAGCCUCAAGAAAAUACAUCUGAGGCAAGGGCUCUCAUCACAAAGCUAACCGAGGAUAAACAGUCUGCCAUUCAACUGAACAACAGACUUCAAAGAGAACUGGAGCAAUUGAGGCGUGACAGCAAGAGAAGCCAAAGUGGUAUUCCUUUGAUGUACGUUCUUCUGGUCGGACUAAUCGGUCUAAUUUUGGGAUACAUUAUGAAGAGCACAUAACCACCACCACACUCCACCUCGAGCUUUUAGUCCCACACAUCGCCACAAACUUAUUUCUUAACUCAUUUUUACCACUCAGACAUUUUUUUUCUCUCUUUCUGUACUUGAAUAUCUCACCUAAGAAAGGUGCUUCUAAAUUAUUUGUGUUACAGUAGUAUCAUAACUCAGUCUACUUUCUUUUUAACUUUCUUUCUUUUGUAAUCCAAAAUUUUUUCCUGCUGAUUUCUUUAUCCCUGACAGAUUCCAAGACAGAAAAGUUUAUGAGAGGGAUG
This is a messenger RNA of Eruca vesicaria subsp. sativa (arugula), 989 nucleotides long. The record is from the annotation of a GenBank genome assembly. Lineage: Eukaryota; Viridiplantae; Streptophyta; Magnoliopsida; Brassicales; Brassicaceae.